GCAGGCUGGGAUUUUCUCCAGUCUAGGAGACUCAGUCUAGGAGAGACAUUCAAAAGCCGGGGUACCUUGGCAGCUCCUUUCCUCUUCCCAACAUAAGUAAUAUUUUCCCAACCCAGUGAUGGGCUGGAAACCUGCUGGCCCCCCACCCUGGGGACACACCCUUGGAUGCUGACCACAAGAACAGCCAGGUGCAAAUUGUCUCUGGAGCCAGCCUUGUAGGUGCACCCGGAGACCAGGAACUUCUAGGAAUCCACCAGCUCAGUCCAGAUGAGCACCCUGUUGUUGGAGUGAACGUUCCCACCUACCCUGAGGAAGAUGGAGGGUUUUCCCAGCUUCUCUCCCGCCGGCUUCCUCCUCCCUUUUCUCCUUCUCCGGGUGUCCACUCAGCGCUCAGCAGUGUCCGUGUUUUCUGUGAAGGGACCAGCCGAGCCUGUCGUGGUGCUGCUCGGGGAAGACGCCCUUCUGCCCUGCCAGCUGUCCCCGGCGCAGAGCGCGGCCCGCUUGCAGGUCCGGUGGUACCGCGCGCAGCUCUCCCCGGCGGUGCUGGUGUUCCAGGACGGGCAGGACCGAGGCGGGGAGCAAAUGCUGGAGUACCGGGGCCGGGCGGAGCUGCUGGGAGCCUCCCUGGGCAGCGGGGAUGCCGCCCUGCGGAUACGACGUGCGCGGGCCUCUGACCAUGGCCACUACCGGUGUCGUGUUGAAGAUGGCGACGUGUUCCAGGAGGCCGCUGUGGAGCUGCAGGUUAUAGGCUUGGGCUCUGUCCCUCGCAUUCACAUGACCGGCCCUGAGGAAGGCGGGAUUGGAGUGCUGUGCUCCUCAGGUGGCUGGUUCCCCAGUCCCAAGGUGCAGUGGAGAGACACAGCAGGAGUGAAGCUGCCAUCCCUCCCCGAGUCUCAGAGCCAAGAUGGGGAUGGACUCUUUCAUGUGGUAGCAUCUCUUGUGGUCAAGGACAGCUCUGUGGGCAAUGUGACCUGCUCCAUCCAGAAUCCCCUCUCUGGCCAGGAGAAAGCAUCAGCUAUCUUCCUCCCAGAGCCCUUCUUCCCCAGGGUGUCUCCGUGGAAGGUGGCCCUGGCUUGGGCUCUCCCUGUGAUAGGGAUCCUCCUUUCUGGGCUCAGCUAUGUUGGCUGGAGAGAACAUCAAGCCAAAAAGAGAGAGAUAAAGAAAAGGAUAAAAGAAUCUCAAGAAAGAGACCAGAUGAGGAGUGAAAAGGAAAUGGUGCUGAAGAACAAAGAGAAACUCAAGGCAGAGCUUGAACGGCGAAAGGCAUUGUACCAUGAAGAUUGGAAGAAGGCCCUGAUAUAUCCUGACUGGAGGAAGGAACAUUUUAAGCCUGCUCCUGUGUCUCUAAAUCUUGGGAAAGAGAAUUGCAGAGAGGAGACACAGGGUCUAUCUCUCAGUAAUAAGCAAGGAGACGGCAAUCUUAUCACACUUGAUAAGAAAGACUUCAAACCAGGGAAAUAUUAUUGGGAGGUGGACAUCAUGGACACUAAUGAGUGGACUCUGGGCAUUUAUGAGGAGAACGAAGGUGAGAAUGGAUUAUCUAAAGAAGCAUCAAAGAAAUUCAGAGUCUUAGUGAAGAAGGGCUGUGACUAUAGGGCUCUCGCCUAUUGUUCCCAAAACAUUGCCCUGGAAGAAUCUCUCUUAAUAAAAGAGCAUCCACAGAAGAUUGUGAUUUUCUUGGAUUAUGAGGACAGUAACCUUUCUUUCUAUGACAUGGCUAACGGUGCCCACAUCUUCUCCUUCACCCAACCUAGCUUCUCUGGAUCAAUCAACCCUUACUUCAAACUUGAAUCCCUAGAGCUCUCUCAUCUGCACAGUAUUAAGUGACUUGGAGGAAGGCCUUAUUCCAUGAACACAGCAGCCUGUUCUCUGUAAACUCCAGGUCUUCUGUCCUUGACUGGGGAUCUCAAGCAUUGCUCAUUAUGAGAUUGCUUAGCCUAAGAUGCCGUGAGUCUUCUUAGCCAGAGUUUCUGAUUACACCAGUGUUUUUUGAAUAAUCUGUAGAGAAGAAUCAGGUUUUUGUUUUUUGUUAUUGUUAUAAAUGUUGUUACUUGCUUUAUAUACAAUAUAUCACAGUCUGGUAAUUUUCCAAAAUAAAUCACUGAAAAAUUACAUGAAUAAAAAAGGUAUGCAAUUACAAGUAACACUUAUUUUAUUAUUAGAUUCAACAUAAAGUUGUUUUGUCAAUUUGCUUUAAAAGCUUUAUAACACUCUAUUUCUGUUCUUGUUUAACAAAAAACUGGUAAGAAGCAAUUUAUGUAUAGGUCUUUGGACUACACUUUACAAUGUUUAAGGUAAUAAAAAUGAAAUAAACUUCACAC
Molecule: messenger RNA, 2321 nt
Organism: Nycticebus coucang (slow loris)
Lineage: Eukaryota; Metazoa; Chordata; Mammalia; Primates; Lorisidae
Product: butyrophilin-like protein 1
Exons: 10
Coding region: 316-1827 (503 amino acids)
Biological process (GO): T cell receptor signaling pathway; regulation of cytokine production
Cellular component (GO): external side of plasma membrane
Molecular function (GO): signaling receptor binding
Source: RefSeq, a predicted model, not a curated record